This is a messenger RNA of Chenopodium quinoa (quinoa), 1364 nucleotides long. RefSeq lists its product as uncharacterized. Lineage: Eukaryota; Viridiplantae; Streptophyta; Magnoliopsida; Caryophyllales; Amaranthaceae. The transcript has 7 exons. The record is from RefSeq and is a predicted model, not a curated record. Bases 267 to 1019 code for a protein of 250 amino acids.
AUAAUUUUUUUUUUUUUUUAAAAAGGUUUGGCCAUUGACCAUCCGGAUUUGAUGUAAUGAUCCACGUGAAGUCUAAAAGCAGUUGUAUUUCUCAAAUCCCCAUUAACAAUCCAAUUGCUGCAUCACACUAAUCUAUCCCACUUGAUCUUUCUUACGCCAACAUUUUUACAAUCUUCAUUCAUUCUUCAUCCCUUUCCAUUAAUCAUAAUUUAUCACCAGAUCUACCUCCAUUUAUGUGUUCUUCCUGAAGAUCCAACAAUUCAACAAUGGCGAACAAUGCUAAUCCCUCGCUAAUGUCGGAGAUUGGCCCCGAUGGUCUCUUUCGUGAAGCUCCUGUCAUCGCUUACACUGAAAAGAUUAUCGAGCAGGAAAAAGUUCAACUCCAGAAAUAUAUAGAGGAAAAUUAUUCAAAAAUUCGUGAUGUUGAACGUGAAUUUGCCAACCUCAAUUUGGAGCUGAAACUUACGGCAGGAUCAAAGCAUGCAGCAUUUGAACACUUGAGAAAGAAGAUUGAGCUUCAAAAUGAGCAAAUUAAAGCGGCUAAGAUCAAGGAAGAACAAGCAAAAAAGGUAUGGGAGGCUGCUUUAAAAGUUGUGCAGGAUGAAGAAUUAGUUAAGCAGAAGCUAUGUGAGGACCUGAACCAAUUGGUCCAAGAAAGCAGUAACUCCCAGUAUGCAAGACUCGAGCAGUUGAAAAGGCGGCUAGAAGCUUUGAAUCCAGGAAGAGCGUCAACAUCUACUAUGCCUGAUAGCACGCCAAAUAAUGCAUCAGCUGCUGCUUUGACGCAAGAAGUAAAUGGGGUGGUUUCAAACACUCCAAGUCAAGGAAAUGAUGAAACUCAUGAAAGUGUACCCACUGUUACUGCUCAUAAUCAACCACCUAGUGCUGAUGGAGAAGGAAGAGGGAAGAAGAAAAACCUAUUACAAGGAAAAGGAAGAGGAGUUGGGGCAUUGUCAAAAGGGAGAGGGUCUGUGACUGGCUGGACUGGUUCUGGGUUUGACGUGGAUACUAGAAGUUGAGUGGAUCUCAGUGGCAUGUCAAGGUUUGUGAUGAGAAAAGUGUCUCAGAUUAUGUGCAAAAGGUACUCUUAUUUAUUUUAGAUUCUUUACAUCCUGUUAUAGUUUGGAUUAGAUCUUCAUUUGUGAAUAGUGAUUGUCUCAUUUACAUUAGAUUUUAGAUGUUAGAAUAUCUGAUUGCAGUUCAAACUCAUAUCAAUAAAGUUAGCUGCUUAAGCAAUUUGUCUUGUGAGUCGUGUUUAUUGUUGGCUGUAGUUCAUUUGUAAAUUGUGCUUUUCUGCUGGUCAGACUUAUCUUGGGAUGAAUUCACCUUGAUACUUCAGAUCAAUAAUAUUUCUUUUUCUCUAA